Molecule: messenger RNA, 1938 nt
Organism: Aphanomyces invadans
Lineage: Eukaryota; Oomycota; Saprolegniomycetes; Saprolegniales; Verrucalvaceae
Product: leukotriene A-4 hydrolase/aminopeptidase
Exons: 1
Coding region: 58-1893 (611 amino acids)
Biological process (GO): proteolysis
Cellular component (GO): cytosol
Molecular function (GO): zinc ion binding; metallopeptidase activity
Source: RefSeq, a predicted model, not a curated record
CGCUGGACUCCCACCACUCCUUCUCUCGCGUCCAAAGAGGCGAACCCCGUCGUGAUCAUGGUCGUUGUGGACAAGCACUCCCUGGCGAAUAUUGCCGCCAUCAAGACCUCCCAUCUGGACUUCCACUUGACCGCCGACUUUGACCGCCACGUCCUCCAUGGCUACGUUGAAAUCUCGGUCACCGUCGUCGAAGCCACGACCGAGUUGAUCCUGGACACGCGUGCGUUGUACAUUCAAAAAGCCACGAUCAAUGGCGAGCACGUUCUGACGACGCUAGUGGAAGACGCCGUGUUUGGCACGGCGUUGCACGUGCCCCUCCCGGUGGGUGUGCGCGCCGUCAACUCGACGUUCAAAGCGCGCAUCUACUACGAGACGACGCCCGACACGACUGCGAUCCAAUGGUUGCCCAAGGAACAAACCGCCGACAAAACGCACCCGUACUUGUUCACGCAGUCGCAAGCGAUUCACGCCCGCGCGCUGUUUCCCUGCCAGGACGUGCCGAGCAUCACAGCUGUGUACAGCGCUGCCAUCACUGUGCCUUCGUGGGCAACGUGCUUGAUGAGUGCCGUGGCAUCAUCGGACCCAGUCCCCCACGCAUCCAAGCCGCUCACGACGUUUUUCUACGAGCAGAAUGUGGCCGUGCCGUCGUACUUGAUUGCGUUGGUCGUUGGGCGUUUGGAAAGCCGCGACAUUGGACCGCGAAGCCGCGUGUGGAGCGAACCAAGCCAGGUCGACGCUGUCGCGUACGAGUUUGCUCAGACCGAGGAUUUCCUCAAGAACGCCGAAGAGAUCAUGGGCCAGGAGUACGUGUGGGGACGGUACGACUUGGUGUCGCUCCCGCCGUCGUUCCCGUUUGGCGGGAUGGAGAACCCGUGCUUGACAUUUGCGACGCCGACACUGAUCGCUGGCGACCGAUCGCUCGCGGACGUGAUCGCGCACGAAAUUGCCCACAGCUGGACUGGCAACUUGAUCACGAACGAGACGUGGGAACACUUUUGGCUGAACGAAGGGUGGACGAUGUGGCUCCAGCGCAAGAUCAUGGCGAAAAUCUACACGGAUUUGCACUUUGACUUUGACGCGAUCCUCGGGUGGACGGCGCUUCAGUCGUCCGUGGACGCAUACGGCGCGGCGCACGAGUUCACCAAGCUCGUCCCGACAUUGGACGGAUGCGACCCGGAUGACGCGUUCUCGAGCGUGCCGUACGAGAAGGGCUUCAACUUUCUGUACUACCUGUCCAAGUUGGUCGGCGACAACCAGUUUGACAUGUUCGCCAAGGCGUAUGUGCAACGAUUCAAGUACAAGACCGUCACAAGUGAUUCGUUCAAGGCAUUCUUCAUCGAGCAUUUCACCCCGACCAAUGCCGCGGAACUCGCCACGAUCGACUGGCACACGUGGUUUUACGCGCCAGGCAUGCCCAAGCGGCCGGCCUUCGACACGACGAUCAGUGCUGCGGCCGAACGCCUCGCCGACCGCUGGCAUGCGGUUGGAGCGACCGCCUCGGCGUUCGACGCCAAGGACGUCGAGAACUGGACGUCGUCGCAGUACGUUGUGUUCCUUGAACGGCUGCUUGACUUGAGCGUCGAACACAAGCGAUUCCUUGACGCCGCCACGUUGGAAGCCCUCGGCAACUUGUACAACUUGACCUCGACCAAGAACUCGGAAGUUCGCAUGCGGUAUCAAACCCUCGGCGUACGGUCGGAAGCGGCGUUCAUUUUGUCGCACGUGGAAGCGUUCUUGAAGGAACAAGGCCGCAUGAAGUUUGUCCGACCAUUGUACCGCGACUUGUACAAGUCCAAGUUUGGCGCGGCCGCCGCUCGACGCAUCUUUGCCGAAGCCAAGGAGUACUACCACCCGAUUGCACGCAAAAUGAUUGCCAAGGAUUUGGAAUUAUAGUCGAACCGUGCGAAGGAUAAGCGUGAAUUGACAGAGAAUACUCUA